Aspergillus oryzae RIB40 is the source of this 930-nucleotide messenger RNA. RefSeq names its product heme-dependent oxidative N-demethylase family protein. The transcript has a single exon. Lineage: Eukaryota; Fungi; Ascomycota; Eurotiomycetes; Eurotiales; Aspergillaceae. The coding region runs from base 1 to 930 and encodes 309 amino acids. The record is from RefSeq and is a predicted model, not a curated record.
AUGGAUAAAACCUACAAGGACAGACUAGCUAUUCGCUCCUCCCUGCUUCAAAAACACCCUGAUGUGGUCAUCGGAAUCAAUAACGAGACCGAUCCAAGGAUCUACGCCGCAAUCCGAGAGUUAUACAUCUUCGUUGUCGGGACAUAUCUGCCCACACGGUACCCUCGGAUGUUCCGACUGACUUCCCAACCAAGCGAUAACAACAAGAAGACAGGAACAGAGACCAAGACAAUACUCGAGAGUAUGGUCACAGGAGCGAAGAUCCCCUUACACUUCGAUGAACCCGAACCGGGAUCCAAAACAGGGAGAAAAGAACUCGAGACCUUGGGAACGCUAGUCGACGAGGAGUUUCUCAUUCUCCUCCCUGAAUCUUCUCCAACCGACUCCUCGAGCAACCAAGGAGAAUCUGAAAAGUACAUCCUGGAAGCAUACACAACCUUCUUCCCUUCCGGCUUCGACACCCGUAAGAAGCUCGGCCUCCGUCUUGCAUCCAUCCACACCCCGGUCCCGGGGUAUAAGGAGAAGCUUGAGCGCAGUAUGGACCGAUUUUUUGCACGGGUCGAGGUCGGUCAGUUCGUGCAGAGGGUCAACUGGAGUAUUACUACUGAUUCGGAGUUGUUCGCUGCGUUUGGUGGUGUGCACGGCGACAAGGGAGAGAGUGGGAAGACUUUGGAUCUUGGGGAACUGGACGUGGAUUCCACAGUUUUAAGGUGCGAACGGCAGACGUUGCAUCGCCUUCCUCAGAGCAAGGGGCUAGUGUUUGCGUUUCAUACGUAUACGUAUCCGAUCCAGAUGAUCAAGGAUGAAGGGCUAGGGGAGGAUCUGGCGGCUGCUAUUGAUGGGUUGAAAGAGGGGAAUGUGCCUGAAAUGCAUUGGUACAAACGGGGACCUGUUUGGGGCGAGGCUGUGAAGGAGUUUCUACGCUCGUAA